GCGGCCCGCGGGCCAGAUCCGGCCCGGGCGUGGCACAUUUUUGGCCCGCCACAUGACGUCUGGACAAUGGUAAACAGACAUGUGUGAUUAGCAAUAUUUCCACUUUUUGUACUUUUUUCAUUUUCUUUAUUUAUUUCGUUUAUUUUAAAGCUAUUUUUUCAUUUUAUUUAUUUAUUCAGUUUAUUUUAACGCUAUUUUAAACAGGCAGAGUAUUCAGCCUCCGUUUCUCUGUCACUCACGCGCCUCUCUCACAUACACACAAACAGCCCCUCCCCUCCGCGCCACUGUGGGAAACACUGCUGCUAAGUUAAAUACAUCUCUGCUAGUCAUUAACAGUGAGUGAAAUCUUAACUAAAACAGAUCAUGACAAGUACAAAAAAACGUAAAGUUGAUAGCGAAAAUCGUCAGUUUAAACCCGACUGGACGGAUCAGUUUUGUUUUAUUUUACCACAGCAUCAAAAUGCAAAGCCAACAUGCCUGAUAUGCAUGCAGACUGUUUCUGUCUGCAAGGCUGACAAUAUCAAGAGGCACUUCAAUACAAUGCAUGCUGCUAGUUUUAAUUCAAACUUUCCUGAAAAAUCUGACCACCGCAGACAAAAAAUUGCCAGCAUGCAUUCUUCGUUCAGGCGGUCCGUUUUUACCAUUGAGACAUGCAACACGGCACAACAAAGGGCACGAGCAGCCUCUUUACGUGUUUCUUGGAAUCUUGGAAGAGCAAAGAAACCUUUCACUGAUGCUGUGUUGAUAAAAGAGUGUGCAAUUGAUAUGGUGGAAGAGCUUUUACGUCACGACGAGAAAAACAAGCUAAAUAUUGUGGAUCUACUUAAGCAGGUGCCAUUGUCGGCCAACAGCGCAACAAGAAGAAUAGAAGUUUUAGCCGAGGAUUGUUCAUCAAGACUAAACAAGGAUCUGAUUAAAACAGAGGCCAUGUCUCUGGCAAUUGACUCGUCAUGUGACCGAACCGAUAUGGAACAGCUGUCUGUGUUCGCCAGAUACUUUGAUGGGAAUAAAUUUCGGGAAGAGCUACUUUGUUUGUUACCUCUGUCUGGCCGCACAACUGGUGAGAUCAUCUUUAACGAGCUUACACAAUUCUUUGCAAAGACUGGUUUGGAUGUGGCCAAAAUUGUGUCUGUUGUUACCGAUGGAGCCCCGUCUAUGGUGGGACAUCGCAAAGGCUUGGUGAGCAGGCUCUCCGCAAUUAACCCAGAGCUUUUGACAUUUCAUUGUAUUAUUCACCAAUCAGUGCUGUGCGCUAAACUUGGCAAGGAAAUGAAAGAGGUCAUGGAUACGGUGACAAGACUGGUCAAUUUUGUUCGGGAGAAUUCAAGUCUGCAACACCGCAUUUUCAGAGCAUUGUUGGAGGAAAUGUCCGCGGAGCAUACAGACCUUUUGCUGCAUAACGAUGUUCGCUGGCUUAGCAAAGGCCGUGUGUUGGAACGGGUGUGUGACUUGCAUGGUGAGCUUGUGUCCUUUUUCUCCAGCUUGACGAGUCAAAAAGCGCACGAAUUUCAUGCGUUUUUAAUUGACAAGAAGGAGAUGGCAUGUGUGUGUUUUUUGAGUGACAUCAUGUCUCAUCUGAAUCAUCUUAACCUUCAAUUACAAGGCAAAAAUCACACUGUUGCAGAUAUGUAUGAGGCUAUUGACGCGUUCCAGGCAAAACUGAGCCUUUUAGAGAGAGACAUUCGCGGGAGAAAGUUGCACUUUCCUCGUUUGCGACAGCACUGUGAGAAGAACGAUAUGCGGCGGGAGGAUCCAGCAUUGACGCAAUUUGUGACCAAUUUGACAGAGAACUUCAAGGAACGAUUUGAAAACAACCACAAACUGUCACGUGACAUCCUUCUCUUUCUGAGACAGCCGUUCUCUGCGUCACCUGAUGGGCAGUGGACAUCGGAGGCCAAAAAACUGCUGCCGUCUAUAGAUGAACCAUCGCUUCAGAUGGAGGUCUUGGAAAUGAAAACAUCUGACGUGCUUAAAGCGUAUCACAAGGAAACCGGGUUGUCUGAAUUUUGGAUCAAUGUUGACCGCGAUCGAUUCAAAAACACCAGAUCAAUUGCAAUGCUCCUUUUAACAAUCUUCCCCUCCACAUACAUAUGUGAAUCCUCUUUUUCUGCAAUGAACUGUCUCAAAAACCAAGCGAGGAACAGAUUGUCUGAUGCACACCUUGGCGAGUGUUUGAAGAUUGCCACAACAGAAUACAGACCAGACUUUAGGAACAUUGCCAGCUCAUCCAAUCACUGUCAUUUCUCACACUGAUUGUGACUGAUGUGGCUGAUACUGUUCUGGAGAGCAGUUUGGACACAUUUGUUCUCAGUUUUUUGCCCUCUCUCUUGCUCUCUCUCUCUCGGGUGGAUGGUUUAAUUGUCCACAGUUUGCCUCUGUUCAGAGCAGGCACUUGAUAAAUGUGUGGCAGCUGAUAAUCAUUAUCUUUAUUAUUACUCUUAAUAGCAAACAAAAAUCAGAAUGCUUUAAGUUUAAUUUAGCAAAUUUGUACAAUUGUUUGUUUGCUAUUAAGAGUAAUAAUAAAGUGUUGUUCUUUGAAUCUUGCCUCUGUUCAUAGCAGGCACUUAAACAAAUGUGUGGCAGCUGAUAAUCAUUAAUAUCUUUAUUAUACCUCUUAAUAGCAAACAAUCAAUCGUUCAAAUUUGCUAAAUUAAAUCAUCAGAUAAUGCUUUAAGUUUAAUUUUGCAAAUUUGUACAGUUGUUUGUUUGCCAUUAAGAGUACUAAUAAAUAGUGUUCAUCUUUGAACCUUGCCUUUGUUCAUAGCAGGCACUUAGACAAAUGUGUGGCAGCUGAAAAUGCUUUGUUUAAUUUUGCAAAUUUGUACAAUUGUUUGUUUGAUAUUAAGAGUAAUAAUAGUGUUCUUCUUUGAACCUAGCCUCUGAUCAUUGCAGGCACUUAUAUAAAUGUGUGGCAGCUAAUGUUUCAUUUUGCAAAUUUGUACAAUUGUUUAUUCUAAUUGAUAUUAAGAGUAAUAAUAAAUAGUGUUAUUUUUUAACCUGCCAUAUCACGUAGAUUUACUCUGGGGGUGGGGGGAAUUUGUUGGCCCUCAGCCUCAUUUGCUGGUCAUAAUUUGGCCCUCGGGGAAAAAUAAU
Molecule: messenger RNA, 3093 nt
Organism: Misgurnus anguillicaudatus (oriental weatherfish)
Lineage: Eukaryota; Metazoa; Chordata; Actinopteri; Cypriniformes; Cobitidae
Source: RefSeq, a predicted model, not a curated record